Molecule: messenger RNA, 2958 nt
Organism: Bombina bombina (fire-bellied toad)
Lineage: Eukaryota; Metazoa; Chordata; Amphibia; Anura; Bombinatoridae
Gene: KCNH5
Product: potassium voltage-gated channel subfamily H member 5
Exons: 11
Coding region: 1-2958 (985 amino acids)
Biological process (GO): regulation of membrane potential; potassium ion transmembrane transport
Cellular component (GO): membrane
Molecular function (GO): voltage-gated potassium channel activity
Source: RefSeq, a predicted model, not a curated record
AUGCCGGGGGGAAAGCGAGGGCUGGUGGCGCCGCAGAACACCUUCCUGGAGAACAUAGUGCGGAGAUCCAGCGAAUCGAGCUUCUUGCUGGGAAAUGCACAGAUCGUGGACUGGCCUGUGGUUUAUAGUAAUGAUGGUUUUUGCAAACUCUCUGGCUAUCACCGAGCUGACGUCAUGCAGAAGAGCAGUACUUGCAGCUUUAUGUAUGGAGAACUAACUGACAAAAAGACCAUCGAAAAGGUCAGGCAAACGUUUGAUAACUACGAGUCAAAUUGCUUUGAAGUCCUUCUUUACAAGAAAAACAGAACUCCAGUUUGGUUUUAUGUGCAGAUUGCUCCAAUAAGGAAUGAACAUGAAAAGGUUGUUUUAUUUCUGUGUACGUUUAAAGAUAUAACUUUAUUCAAGCAACCGAUCGAAGAUGAUUCUACGCGAGGAUGGACAAAAUUCGCCAGAUUAACACGAGCUUUGACAAACAGCCGCAGUGUUAUUCAGCAGCUGACUCCCAUGAACAAAACCGAAGUGGUCCACAAACAUUCCAGAUUAGCGGAGGUUCUUCAGCUUGGAUCGGACAUCCUUCCUCAGUACAAACAAGAAGCUCCCAAGACCCCACCUCAUAUUAUCUUACAUUAUUGUGCUUUCAAGACUACCUGGGACUGGGUGAUCCUCAUUCUAACGUUCUAUACUGCGAUUAUGGUUCCCUAUAAUGUCUCUUUCAAGACAAAGCAGAACAAUAUCGCUUGGCUGGUGCUAGAUAGUGUGGUUGAUGUUAUUUUCCUCGUAGACAUCGUUUUAAACUUCCACACAACUUUUGUGGGACCAGGAGGAGAGGUCAUAUCAGAUCCUAAACUCAUUCGAAUGAACUACUUGAAAACGUGGUUUGUCAUAGACUUGCUGUCUUGCUUACCGUACGAUAUCAUCAAUGCCUUUGAAAAUGUGGAUGAGGGUAUCAGCAGUCUCUUCAGCUCUCUGAAAGUCGUGCGCCUCUUGAGACUGGGCAGAGUGGCUAGGAAACUGGAUCACUACUUGGAGUAUGGUGCUGCCGUACUGGUUUUAUUGGUCUGUGUCUUUGGUCUGGUUGCUCAUUGGUUGGCCUGUAUUUGGUACAGCAUCGGGGACUACGAGGUGAUUGAUGAAACAACAAACACCAUCAAAAAUGACAGCUGGCUUUAUCAGUUGGGAGUGAGCAUCGGAACUCCUUAUAAAUAUAAUGCUUCUGGCUCAGGGCAGUGGGAAGGUGGACCCAGUAAAGACUCUUUGUAUAUAUCUUCCCUCUACUUUACCAUGACAAGCCUUACAACCAUUGGAUUUGGAAACAUUGCACCAACUACUGAUGGAGAGAAGAUUUUCUCCGUUGCCAUGAUGAUGGUUGGCUCUCUCCUUUAUGCAACUAUUUUUGGAAACGUGACCACUAUUUUCCAGCAAAUGUACGCCAACACCAACCGAUACCACGAGGUGCUGAACAAUGUGCGUGAUUUCCUCAAACUUUAUCAGGUCCCAAAAGGCCUUAGCGAGAGAGUUAUGGAUUAUAUUGUAUCGACAUGGUCCAUGUCAAAGGGCAUCGAUACAGAAAAGGUUCUUGCGAUUUGUCCCAAGGACAUGAGGGCGGACAUCUGCGUUCAUCUAAACAGGAAGGUUUUUAAUGAGCACCCGGCGUUCCGUCUGGCCAGCGAUGGCUGCCUGCGAGCAUUGGCUGUGGAGUUUCAAACGAUUCACUGUGCCCCAGGAGAUCUUAUUUAUCACUCAGGUGAAAGCGUUGACGCACUCUGCUUUGUGGUGUCAGGAUCCCUGGAAGUCAUUCAAGAUGAGGAGGUGGUGGCAAUACUAGGUAAAGGGGAUGUGUUUGGAGAUGUAUUCUGGAAGGAGACCAGCCUUGCCCAUGCCUGUGCCAAUGUUCGAGCACUGACAUACUGUGAUUUACAUAUAAUUAAACGGGAAGCCCUGCUCAAAGUACUGGACUUUUACACUGCAUUUGCAAACUCCUUCUCGAGGAAUCUCACACUUACGUGUAAUCUAAGGAAACGGAUUAUCUUCCGCAAAAUCAGUGACGUAAAGAAGGAGGAAGAAGAACGUCAGAGACAAAAGAAUGAAGUGACGCUCAGCAUUCCAGUAGACCACCCUGUAAGGAAACUGUUUCAGAAAUUUAAGCAGCAGAAGGAGUUACGGAAUCAGGGGUCAUCACAUAGUGACCUUGAGAGAAAUCAGUUCCAAGUGGAAAAUCGCUCAUUACACAAUGGUGCAGUCAUUACUGGCACCAGUGUAGUUACAGUGUCCCAGAUCACACCUAUCCAGACGUCACUUUCUUAUGUUAGAACCAAUGAGUCUCGGAAACAGAACAACAGAGAUGCCAUGGAGCUUAAGCCAAAUGGCAACAGCAGUGACUCAAACUGUCUAAAAGUCACCAGUCCCGUGCGCAUCAAAAAUGGCAAUGGGAAAGGUUGGCUGCGAUUAAAAAACAAUAUGGCGGCACCGGAGGAGAAAAAAGAAGACUGGAAUAAUGUUACAAAAGCAGAAUCAAUGGGUUUGCUUUCAGAUGACACUAAAGGUGUUGAUGAGCACGGCGUUUCUAAAAACCCUUUAAGAAAAACGGAUUCUUGUGAUAGUGGAAUAACGAAAAGUGACCUUCGCUUGGACAAAGCUGGGGAAACCCGCAGUCCUCUUGAACAUAGUCCCAUCCAAGCUGAUGCAAAGCAUCCUUUUUACCCUAUCCCUGAACAAGCCUUACAGACCACCCUUCAGGAAGUCAAACAUGAGUUAAAAGAAGACAUUCAAUUAUUAAGCUGCCGAAUGACUGUACUAGAACAGCAGGUGGCCGAAAUACUAAAACUGCUAACAGAACAAAAAAUCCCCCCUUCUUCUCCCCUUAAACCACCAAGCCCAGUACCAAUUCCAUGUCAGGACAUUUUUAGUGUUUCCCGACCAGUAACGCCAGAAUCCGAAAAAGAGGAAAUUCAUGUAUAA